Molecule: messenger RNA, 1458 nt
Organism: Vitrella brassicaformis
Lineage: Eukaryota; Vitrellaceae
Source: the annotation of a GenBank genome assembly
CCAUCCCCGGCGUCCGCGUGGCCCAAUCACUGCUGUCCAACGCCGCCCUUGUGUUGGCUUUCGUUCACGCCUGCACCGCCGAUCUGCCUUCGUGGUAUGGUAUGCAUCCAUGCGCAUGUGUUGAUCUGGACCACCACCAUCUAAUGGUCUGACAGCGAAUACAGCCUCAUCAGAAACUCAUGGCUCAGCUCGCGAAGGGGAGGAGAGCGAAUGCGGGGCCAUCUAUGUGAGUUUCCUCGCAUGGACGGUGCGGUAUGGUUGCGUUUGUCCACUUGUCGGCGAUGCUUAUGAGCCUGACUGUCUAUGUGGAUGGCAGGCACGUGGAAAAGCCGGUUAGUCAGUCAGCAGAAAUAAUUGAGACACCUUCGCACAUGCAGAAGAUAUCAUGUGCGUGUUGGUGUGUGUGGGCCGGCAGGUGCCAUCUGCCGCCUUCGUCCACCUCACUCGAAGCACUGCCAUCCCGUUCGUCGGUCCCACCACCACCGCCACUGCCAGACGUCAUCUGCUGAGGCUGCAGACGACAUCGAGCCAGCCCUCUCUUCAGGCUGCCGAGUCCAAUGCGGCCGAUGAUGCGGAAAAGGUCAGUGUAUUCGUCGGGAUUAAAAUCAACGGGGAAAGGAAGCAUAAGAUCUUCUUCUACAAGCCGAGCGGCGACGAUUUGGUCGCUGACCUCAUUGAGCCGACGCGGAAGCACUUUCGUGUCGACACGGAGUUCGACCACUACAAGCUCACCAAGACCGACGGCUCGGCGGUGGACCUGGACGCCACUGUGAGGGACACGCUGGCAGAAGGCGUCGGCACCGGUGCCGCCCCCAUCAUCUUCAAAUUCACCAAGCCACCUCCAACACCAGCACCAACACCACCACCAAGUGAGCCAGUGAGGCAGGGAGGCAGAGAGGCAGGUAGAGAGAGGCCUCAGGCAGUGAGUACGUCCACAUGGCUGGAUGCCCUGGAUGGAUGGAAUCGCAUCUUGUGUAUUUUCCUUUGUGUGUCUGCGUAUGUACGAAGCUCGGCGUGAUCUCAGCGAGGAGGAAGAUCUAAGACUGCGCAUGAUGAGGCUCAUGCCUGGCCCCUGGGCCUUUCUCUUCUGAUCUCUUCUGAUGCCCCCCUGGUGACUCUCUGGUGUGAAUGGCCGGCACGGAGGCUAUGCGUCGCACGAACCAGUUCCACGCCAGCCGCUAUCAUCUUCCAGCUUAUGUUUGGCGUCUUUGUCAAGAUACCAAUGGUCUGGUUCAUCGACAAGCAGACGGACUUCAUUAUCCCUUUCUCACAUCAGCCCGGGGGGCCUCGUUUGGAUGGAGGCCAUAUCGGCUUUAUGGGUUUCGUUCCUGCUGAAUGUGAUCUGUUUGCCUGGGUGAUGUGGGAGGAAUGGCCGAAGAAAGAAGGACCACACCAACCAAAGCGAAGAAAACUCGAGAGAGUGUAUAGGGAAGAGAAGAGCUGAGCGGCAAAGAGAGA